UUGUAAUCAAUUUAUAUAAUUGGCUGCAACGAACGACUCUUGCGAGUCGUGUGAUAGAUUGAAUUAUGUACAAAUCAUUUAUUUUUAUUUGCGUUUAUUUCACUUCAUCGAUUGUUUCGACCAAUCAUGUGAAUUUUCGAUGCGACUACAAAUACUUAGAUGUAAUAGACGGAUGGAUGAAACUGCAUGAGAUUCCUGCGAACUGGCAUGAGGCAAGGUUGAGAUGCCAUCUUGAGGGAGCCGUUUUAGCUUCUCCUUUGAAUUCGAAUUUGAAAUUCGCUAUGGCAUCAAUGAUGAUCCUUAAAACUCCCAAACAAAGCGUUUUUACAGGAAUCCAUGCGACCUUCUCAAGAGGAGACUUUUUCUCUGUUGAAGGAAUACCUUUAAAAAAGAUACCUCACAAAUGGGCUCCAUCAGAGCCAGGCAACUGGAACGACCAAGAAAAUUGCCUGACCAUGCAUUUCGACGGAAAUCUAGCCGCAAAAUCAUGCUCUGCUACAUUCAACUAUAUAUGUUACAAGAAACGUAUCCCUGACAUGGUGGUCACUGAAUGCGGAACCGUAGAUUCCAAAUACGUCCACUAUGACCGUACAAACAGCUGCUACAAAUUCCAUGGCGUACCUCGGACCUGGUCGAGAGCAUACAUGACCUGUGCUGCCGAAGGUGGAUACUUGACUAUCAUUAACAGUGAGAAGGAAGCAGGAAUCAUCAGAGAAAUUUUCGCACAACACCUUCCAGCGUCUAUGGUCGGUAAUUUUUGGAAAGAUAUGGCUUUUGUGGGAUUCCACGAUUGGGGAGAACAUGGAACCUGGUUAACAGUUCAAGGCCAAACACUGGAAGAAGCAGGUUACGCCAAAUUUGCUCCAGGUGAGCCAAACAAUGCAACUACAGGAGAAUACUGCGGCGGGGUUUAUCGUACUGGGUUGUUGGAUGAUAUCUGGUGUGAAAAUGUGUACGCGUUUAUUUGCGAAAAGGACCCAAACAGUCUUCUCUGUGAUCCUACAAGUGAUAGUUUCGAUGAUAUUAUUGACAUAAGAAAUGUAAACUAGGAUUGUUAUAACAAAAAAAAUACAUGUUUAUUGUAUUAUUUUGGUAUAAUGAUGAUCUAUGUAAAUGAUCUCUGUAUGUUUUAUUUCACAUUAACUAUGUAAAAUGUUUUAUUAGUGUAUAGACAAACAAUUAUUAUAAUUAAUCAUUGUACUACUGUUUAUAAAAUAUGAAAUAAAAUUAUUAGUCCUCAAUUUAC
Messenger RNA from Manduca sexta (tobacco hornworm), 1246 nucleotides. RefSeq names its product macrophage mannose receptor 1. The record is from RefSeq and is a predicted model, not a curated record. The transcript has 6 exons. The coding region runs from base 66 to 1049 and encodes 327 amino acids. Lineage: Eukaryota; Metazoa; Arthropoda; Insecta; Lepidoptera; Sphingidae.